GCCACAAGACGCGCGUCCCCGCCACACAGACAUGUCGCUCAUGACAGCCUCCUUCGCCGCUCUCGUCACCGCUCUCGCCCUCGUCCUGGCGCUCAGUACAGCUUAUCCCACCAAGGACGAUGAAGCGUACUAUUACAACAGGCUACAUGAUCUCCCUGACACCUACAACAAGGAUGUACGAAACCUGGAUGGAAUCGAUUCGAGGGAGGAAGUGCAGCCUUUGCUCGCUCUCUUGGCUAAAGUGGACCAGGACGCGAGCUCUGAGAGAGGUUCUAAAUCAAAAUAUAAGUUUGGCUCUGGUUCGCACUUAGAUGGAAUAGGUGGAGGGCACUUGGUACGGGAUCUGGAGAUGGAGCAAGGAGGUGGCAACCUGUUGAGGGACCUCGAUGUGCUGAGGAAUCGUGCUGCUUUCUUCAGCCGCGGCAGUCGGGAUCCCAGGAAUUACCGGUUCGACACUCUUAUGGGUAGCACUCUUGGUGGAGUCAAGAGGACCGCAGGAGGUUGCUGUGACAGUCUCAGUGGAAUCGGCUUGGGUGGACAGAAGAGGAAUAUGGACGAGAUAGACCGAACCGGCUUCAACAGCUUCAUUAAGAAGAACUUCGACGAGAUCGAUCGAUCAGGGUUUGGCAGCUUCGUGAAGCGGAAUUUCGAUGAGAUCGACCGGUCCGGGUUCGGGGGCUUCGUGAAGAGGAGUGCCUCGCCGGCCGCCGCAGAACAAGUCCAUAACUAACCACCCCAUUAGUUAAGUUAGGCUAAGUGGCAUUUUGUUUAGUUAAUCCACGCAACUUAGGAUAUGGAGAGAUGCAAACACAGUUUUACCAUCUUACAGGUAAUUGCGGGUAUUUCAACAGAAUUUGGUCUCCUUAAUUAAAUAAAUGUGUUUACUGUAAAAAACUUUCAGAUGUAUUGUGAAUGUUCAUUGUAAAUUAAAUAUCCAUAAGAUCUAUGUAGAUGUAAUUAAAUAUUGAAAAGCACAUCUGGUAUCAUUAAAGUAGAAUUUAAAUGGUUUUCAUUUAAGCAGCAGUUUUCGGUUCCACUGGUCAUGUUAAAAUAGCGUUUCACAAAAUAUGUUAUAAUUGUGUCAGAAUUGUGGAAAAAUAUUAAUUUCCAAUGUUUCUUAAAUUUGUAACCUAGCCAUGAGGUUAAAGUAGAAUUUUUCAUUAGUAUUACUGCUGUAAAAACGUUUUAUUUAUCUUACAACAAGAAUAAUGAUCUAUUUGAAACGUAAUUCUAUCUCUGUGUAAUCCCCUAUACUGUCCUGCUGAUAAGAUCUGUGUGAUUAUGUGAUUAGUUUUCGUUCCAAGUGUUUGUCAUUUAUAUGAAGUAUUUUAUUUAAGAAUAAAUGUUAAUAUUUUU
Homalodisca vitripennis (glassy-winged sharpshooter) is the source of this 1356-nucleotide messenger RNA. RefSeq names its product orcokinin peptides type B-like. The transcript has 5 exons. Bases 32 to 730 code for a protein of 232 amino acids. The record is from RefSeq and is a predicted model, not a curated record. NCBI's taxonomy places the organism in Eukaryota, Metazoa, Arthropoda, Insecta, Hemiptera, Cicadellidae.